This is a messenger RNA of Phytophthora nicotianae INRA-310, 2574 nucleotides long. RefSeq lists its product as hypothetical. Gene Ontology annotation, molecular function: GTPase activity; GTP binding; calcium ion binding. NCBI's taxonomy places the organism in Eukaryota, Oomycota, Peronosporomycetes, Peronosporales, Peronosporaceae. The transcript is spliced from 6 exons. Gene Ontology annotation, cellular component: mitochondrial outer membrane. Gene Ontology annotation, biological process: mitochondrion organization; regulation of mitochondrion organization; small GTPase-mediated signal transduction. Bases 93 to 1676 code for a protein of 527 amino acids. The record is from RefSeq and is a predicted model, not a curated record.
AGAUACUCGUAGCUGUGACAUUAACGCAGAUUGGCUGAAAAGUCGUAGCUUUGUGUAUCAUACUGUACGGCCAUCAGGACUACAAAGAAAAGAUGGCGGCGGCAGUGACAUCCAAGCGCGCGCGCGGCGACGAGACCGAACCGGCGCGCGAGAAGCUUCCGCUCAAGCCGCAGGUGGUGCGAAUAGAAGUUCUGGGAGACGAGAAGGUGGGCAAGACGUCGCUCAUCUGCUCGCUGGUGUCGCGUCACUUCAGCGAGAAGGUGCCCAGCGUGUUGCUCAACGUGCAGAUCCCGGCCGAGGAAAGCGACGAAAAUGUCAUCAUCUCCAUCACUGACACCUCCUCCCGCGUAUCCGACUUGAUGCGAGUGACGAACGCGGCCAAGCGUAGCGACGCCAUCCUGCUGGUAUACGACUUGACGAGGCCCGAGACCUUCCAACGGCUGCGACGCUGGCUGGACUUCAUCGCCAAGAAUAAAGAGAUCCCCGUCGUGCUCGUUGCCAAUAAGGUGGACAUCAACGCUGUCACGCCCACCACUGAUGGCCCAUACGCGAGUCAAGUGCGGAACCUGGUUAACACAUAUCCAUUUGUAGUAUCGGAGGUGGAAUGCUCAGCGAAGAAUUUUACCCAAGUUGCUCAAGCUUUCUUUUUGGCACAGAAGGCGGUGCUUUAUCCUGUUGCUCCACUUUACAAUGAAAAGAAGCGGCAAUUGCAACCAAAAUGCCGCAAGGCGAUUAAGCGAGCGUUCCGCUUAUAUAACCGCGAUCGCAGCGGGAUUCUCAGUCGUGAGGAACUCAACGAGUACCAGUACGAUUGCUUUGGUGUGCGUCUUCUGUCUGCGGAGAUCGAUACGCUGAUGGACUAUCUGUCGUCGGUGGUACCGACCGGAGUGGCUCCUGAUCGCAGUGGACUUCUUGUAGAAGGCUUUAUCUAUCUGUGGUGGCUGUUUAUCGACCGCAACCGACCAGAAUCGGGCUGGCAAGUGCUGCGCAGUUUAGGAUACAACAACGGCUUGCACCUGGAGAUUCCUCGGGAACGUCUUCAGUUGCCUCCUUAUGAAGAGGACCAGUCUGCGCAGCUCACUCCUCAAGCUGUCGAGUUCCUAACGAACUUAUUCCGUCAAUUUGACGCAAACAAGGAUAACAAUAUUGCGGAGAAUGAGGUUGAGGACAUUUUCUCCAUUUGCGAGGAUGAAAGUGCGCCAUGGACGACGUGCUCAGCUAUCUCGUCGCCGCUAUUGUAUGAAAGAACACUGGUGGAUGGCAAACCUACAAUGUCGCUAGAAGUAUGGCUCGCUUGCUGGAGCUUCGUUGCGCAGGAAAACCCGCAAAAGCUUCUUGAAACGCUGUUCUAUCUGGGCUACAACGACAAGCUUUUCCCGGCGGUCGAGUUUGUCAAGAGCCGUAGCUUGACGCGCAAGGCCAUGAGGAUCGAGCGGAAUGUAGUCUCGUGCUACAUUUUUGGCUCCCCUGAGUCAGGAAAAGAGCACUUUGUGCACACUUUUGUUGGCGGAAAUGAGGGGGCCUCAACAGACGAAGAGCAGAUCAUUCUUCGUGCUAUCGGAGCUGUCCCUGAUCGAGACACGACAAAAUACCUCUUUGUAUGUGUUGGUUGCAGUUUAUUUGGGGGUGAGAAUGUGACUCAUGACCUUUUUUUUAUUGUCGAUGUUUGUAGAUAACGGAGGUGUUGUCUGAUGACGAGAUCGUGAUGAAGGCAGAUGUUUUGCUUUUGGUAUUGAACCCAGAGGAUGAACCGAGUAAAAUAUUCGUGGAGGAAUUGGACAAGAAGCUACCCUCAUCAAUCCCGCGAGUUGUGAUUAGCUUCAAGCCUGAGACUCGCGAGAAAGACAUGGAGGUUGCCAUCGAGGAUGCCGACGAAAGCAGCUCUCUCGUGAAGGUUGAGCCCGUCGAUUUUGCGAUUGAAGCGACGCUGAAGCAGUACCCGACGUCGCUGAAGUGCCACGAAGCAUACUACGUUAAGGACAAGGUCGCCCGCGUCCUCGUGGCUACUGCAUUGCGACCGCCCAUGAACGCGCGCUCGAAAUCUUCGGGCAUUUGGCUGCCAGGCCGAAAGACGGGUAUGGGGGUGAUCGGGCUAACCGCCGUGGCUGUCGCUGCGUACGUCGCGAAACCGGAGGAGAGUAAGGCAGCUCUGAGCGAAUUGGCGUCCAGAAUGCAUUUGAAGUAAGUGAAAAACAAAAGCUCUGUUCAAGAUAUCAUGUCGCUUGGAUUGCUCCACCUUUUCGCACUUAUCUGGAUAAUGUUGAAGCCUCAUCCCAUAAUCAAUGCUAAUCAAUGCCGCACCAAAUUGGAACCCAAUUAUAGAGGGUAAAAGUUUUACCGUAAAACUCCUUUCAGUUUUAUUAACGGUAAUCUGUUCACAGCGACUCUGCUGCUGAUCGGAUUGGAAAUGUUCACACAAGUACAUGAACUAUAGUACGCUCUAGAUAUGCAGAUAGCAACGACCAAGAAAUUACUAGACAUUUCCAGUUCCUCGUUCUUCUGGAACGUUGUGUGCAGCAAGCGGUGCUAUCUAGACAGCUUGCUCGGCGUGUCACGCAUGGAAACAGUCAAUUC